AUGAAAAGGUUAGCAGCUCGCAAUUUCGAAGAUAUCUUACAGUAUGCUAUUUCAGUCUUUGAAUGCCUGUUUCCCCCUGGCCACAAUGCGGCUGUGCAAUCCCUCCUAUAUCAAUUUGCACAAUGGUAUGCUCUUGCAAAGCUCAGGAUCCACACCAACUUGACACUACUUUUUUUUGAAGAAACAUUCAAGAAACUCUCCAGGAAAUGGCGGAAGUUUCAAGACUACACUUGCACUGCUUUCAAGACUGUUGAGCUACCAAAGGAGGCAUCAGCUCGCCAAAGACGGUCUACCCAGUGCUCUGAAACCAACACCAGCUCUAUGGAAUUCACUGGGGCAAGAGUAAAGAAGUUGAAUUUGAACAUAUAUAAGUGUCACGCCAUGGGCAAUUAUAUGAGAACUAUCAGGAUAUUUGGUGAAGGUGAAUCAACUCAGCUCUAG
This is a messenger RNA of Suillus bovinus, 441 nucleotides long. RefSeq lists its product as uncharacterized. NCBI's taxonomy places the organism in Eukaryota, Fungi, Basidiomycota, Agaricomycetes, Boletales, Suillaceae. The record is from RefSeq and is a predicted model, not a curated record. Bases 1 to 441 code for a protein of 146 amino acids. The transcript is spliced from 2 exons.